UCCUUCCCUCCCUUCUUCUUCUCAAAGUUCAUACAUGGGUUCAACAAGAUCGAGCUUCCUUGCUUCCCUCCUCUUCAUUGGGGCUCUCCUCCAUGCUGCUGCCGCCGUCGACCACCGUGUCGGAGGCGAUUUUGGUUGGAACCUACCGCCAACACCCACCUUCUUCUCUGAAUGGGCUACCAAUACCACUUUCUCUGUGGGCGACACACUAAGGUUCAAUUCAAGUGCCAAUCAAACCCACAACUACGCCAUGCCCGAGUCUCAAGCAGAGUUUGACGGAUGUGUGAAGCCAGGAAUAUUUUUCGAGAAUGUAAUUUUUGUUACCUUUGAUCGUCCUGGUCGUAAAUACUUUAUCUGUAAUGUUGGCAACCACUGCAAUUUGGGCAUGAAAUUUGCCGUCGACGUUUUGCCUAGCCCUGGAAUGCCGCCCAACUCUGCUCUCAAAAUUGGUGCAGUUCCUACCCUGUUCAUGAUCACCACCAUCCUGCCCAAUUUGUUGUUCUUCAUUUGAGUUAUACAUCACAGUGAUCAAUCAACAGAUAUUUCAAUAAUGAGUAAUACAUUUUCAUUUUCAUUGGCUUUCCUUCACAAAUUGCUUACAAGUUACAAAGAUCUAUAUUACUACUACCUUCAUUCAGCAACAAAAGGAUGUUUGACUAACAGCCAAGUGGGUCUUCUUUUGUAUGGACUUCUGAUCAAACACCUUUUUACAAAA
Molecule: messenger RNA, 715 nt
Organism: Cucurbita moschata (crookneck pumpkin)
Lineage: Eukaryota; Viridiplantae; Streptophyta; Magnoliopsida; Cucurbitales; Cucurbitaceae
Product: umecyanin-like
Exons: 2
Coding region: 35-511 (158 amino acids)
Cellular component (GO): plasma membrane
Molecular function (GO): electron transfer activity
Source: RefSeq, a predicted model, not a curated record